This is a messenger RNA of Cladophialophora carrionii CBS 160.54, 858 nucleotides long. RefSeq lists its product as uncharacterized. The record is from RefSeq and is a predicted model, not a curated record. NCBI's taxonomy places the organism in Eukaryota, Fungi, Ascomycota, Eurotiomycetes, Chaetothyriales, Herpotrichiellaceae. The transcript has 2 exons. Bases 1 to 858 code for a protein of 285 amino acids.
AUGGUCAUCGCCAACGACGAGUACUCCAUUUGGAGGACAGCCCCAGAUGCCAGCCGCCUCUGCUACCAGCACUUCUGUUGGCGUGAGCUCUACAAAAGCAACAUCCAUCCCUCCAUCGACUUGACCGACAGACCACACCUGCGCAUCGCCGAACUUGCCACAGGCCACUGUCUCUGGGCUAUCCAAGUUGCGGAAGAAUACCCCCAUGCACAAGUCGACGCGUCCGAUAUCAGCUUGGGAUUGCUUCCUCCUAAACCCGACCUUCCAGCAAAUCUGUCCGUCAGAAAGUGGAGCUUCUUCGACCCGGUCCCGGAGGAAUGGAUAGGAGCGUUCGACCUCCUCCACGUGAGGUUGGUCAUCCAGCCAUUUGGAGGAAAUCAAGAUCCACGAUCUGUGCUGGACAAAUUCGUGUCUAUGCUGAAACCGGGAGGCUACCUUCAGUGGGAUGAAUAUGACUAUCACAAUGCCGAUAAGAACAAUGUCUACUCGGUUAACGACCCAGUCCUCAUCCCCAACCCGGAGGUUACCCACAAUUCAUCCACCAAGGUCUGGAAGCUUAUCAUGAAGACUUUCCAAUGGCCGACUGAGCAUUUGGACCGACUAGCCGACUAUUUCUCCGCAGCUGGCCUCACGGACGUUGUGGCGCACCGAAAGCGUCCUCCGCCUACCGUAUUUCGGGCGUUCUACGAGCACUGGUACGCGCUGAUUGCCCAGCUGUUGCCAGUUUUGGAGUCAGUGGAUGUUGCCGCGGGACAAGAGGCAAAGCAAUUGCUCAUGCAAAUGAAGAAGGAUGCUGUGGUAGAUGGCGUGUAUAGCGCUCAUAUCACAAAGUUCGUGGUCGGGAGGAAACCUGAAUAA